GAUGGGGGCCGUUUUCAAAUAUGGAGUGGGGAUUCCACAUGCAAUCUUUUUAAUAAAAUGAUGACGUGAAUAGAGUUUAUCUAAUUCAUGAAAAACCUUGUAUGAUUCAUUUUUGUACUGGUGUAACAACGUAAUAUUGUGUAUUUAGUCUUACAUAUUCUGGUACCUCAAGGGCAUUUCUUUACGUUUGCAUUAAAUAUGACAAGAAGGUGGUUUAUCAGUGCUUCUUUCUUAUUUCUUGUGCUUCGGUGUGUUAGGGAAACAAAUUCUUAUAGUUCAGGUGCGCCAUCUAUGACGUCAGUCUGCAAGCAACGCAAACCUCUGCAUCACUCUGGCGCUGAAAUCAUCCCUCCACAAAUCAGCAACGCUCCCGUAUCCGUCACAACAAAUGUUAGCAAAGCAGUGGGUGGAGAUGUCAUAACAGUUACACUGACAGCUGAAAAGGAACCUUUCAAGGGAUUCCUGGUAGACACAGUUACUGAUACAGAAUCAAACGAAGAGAUUUCUACCCAUGGAGGGUUUCUUCAAUCCAGUUACACUAAACAGGUUCAAUGUUCUUGGAAACAAACCAUGGUGACACAUUCUUCAUCUUCGCCAAAGCAAAACGUUACAUUACUUUUUAGGGUGCCGAAUAUGAAAGCUACUAUACGAUUCAGAGCUACAAUAGUUCAGACAUACGAAGUUUACUGGAUGGAUGUAACUUCAGCUGCAAUUUCUGUAACACCAUCAAAUUCUACGGGCUCGAAUCUAUCGAAGGAAUGGCUGAAGAGUGUAGUUAAGACUGCAAAAAGCAUGAAGCAGGGAACAGAACAAUCAGAUAUUCGCUCCAGGUUUUCUAAAGGCUUUGAUGGAGUGAUGAACAAUAACAACAUUAUGGCUUCAAAAGAAAUCCUCAACUCUUUGCCGUUCAUAAUGGCUGAAUCGUCUGUUAAGGGAGAUCACACGGCGGAAGAAGAGUUGCAGGGUGUGAGUCGGUCAAUUGCAAACCUCCUUAAAGGAAAUCUAGACUAUACAGAAAGAGUAAAUCUUUUUCUUGAAUAAA
This is a messenger RNA of Saccostrea cuccullata (small rock oyster), 1042 nucleotides long. RefSeq names its product putative defense protein 2. Gene Ontology annotation, cellular component: membrane. NCBI's taxonomy places the organism in Eukaryota, Metazoa, Mollusca, Bivalvia, Ostreida, Ostreidae. The coding region runs from base 199 to 1041 and encodes 280 amino acids. The record is from RefSeq and is a predicted model, not a curated record. The transcript has 4 exons.